GUUGCUACGGUAACCUGGGUAACAUCACCCCGAACACGAUGGGGUGUGUCUCUCCACGCCAACGGGGGGACCGGAGAGUGGUUGUGGCUUCUCCCCCUCAGAAAUUGAAUUUAAGAUUUUCGACACCACUUGAAGGCAGCAUCAACGUGACCGCCCGCCAGCCAAUGCGAGUGAGGAUUUUUUCAAGACGACCAAUCAGCGAUAAAUACGUCCUACGAAAGCAAGUGAGUCAAACGGCCCGCCCUGACGUUGUUCAUUGAAGAAGAAGGACGGUCUCAGCAUACCGUCCUCGGAACAAAUUCGAUCAUGUCGACUAAACUGACCAAGCUUUUUGUUGGAGGACUGAAUGUGGAGACCACAUCCGACGGCGUCCGCAAGUAUUUCGAACAGUAUGGGACGCUCGACGACUGCGUUGUGGUCAUGAACCCUCAUCUCGGACGGUCCCGCUGUUUCGGCUUUAUCACCUACUCAACGCCGGAGGAGGCCGACGCAGCAAUGGCGGCUAACCCACAUGUCGUCGAAGGCCACGACGUGGAGCUGAAGAGAGCCAUAGCACGGGAGGAUGCUAACAACCCGGAAAUCCUCUCCAAUGUAAAGAAAAUCUUCGUCGGCGGUGUGAAAGACCACAUCGAGGCGGACAACCUGACCGAGUACUUCUCCCAGUUCGGCGUGGUGGAGAAGGCCGAGAUCAUCUCUGACAAGCAGACGGGCAGAAAGAGAGGCUUCGGCUUUGUCUUCUUCGAGGACACCGACUCCGCCACAAAAGCGGUGCUGACCAAAUACCACACCAUCAACGGAAACAAGGUGGAGGUGAAGAAAGCAAUGACCAAGCAGGAGAUGUCCACCGGUGGCCGGGGAGGAAGAGGUCGAGGAAGAGGGAUGAACAACUAUGGCGGCGGAAGAGGAGGUGGCAGCUACGGAGGAGGCUACGGCGGCAAUUACGGAGGCAGCUACGGCUAUGGCGGGGGUUACAACGGUGGUGGUGGCGGCGGCGGAGGAGGAGGCUACGGGGGGUACGGUGGGGGAUACGACGAGUACGACAGCCAGAUGGGGGGUGGGUACAGUAAUGGUGACUUUGGGGACGGCUACGGAGAGCAGCACUCAAAUUAUGGUGCAGUGAAGGGGGGCAACUAUUCCUACAGGAGCGGGGCUCCUUACAACAGAGGAGGAGGAGGAGGAGGAGGAGGCGGCGGCGGUGGUGGCUACGGCAGGGGUGGCGGAUUCAGCGGUGGCUAUUAGUCGCUCCCUACAGGUUUUGAGAUGUUCAUGGGGAAAAUUCGGAUUACAACGAACUUGAAUUUACACACACACACAAACACACACAACACACACACAACACAAGCCCAGUUGGGGUGAGGGGUCAGUUCAAGGGAGCAGUGCCCAUCACCCACUAAGAAUGAAUGAGACUGUCCUCUGGAUCCUGGCUCCCCCCACCCGGACCCCAUCUGUCCUCUUACUCCACACAUUAUGUACUUUACUACUAAGAAUGGUGAAUUAUUGAAUUGUACUUUUGUUAUGUUGGGGAAAGACUUUCUUUGAACCAUUUGUAAAGCCGUAAUCAAUGUCGGUCACUGCUUCUCAACUCAAUUGAGUUUGUUUGUCUUGCAAACCAGCCAGAUGUGUCUGUUAUUUUUGCAUCAUGAACUCAGGGUUUUAAGUAAAGUUGGUGGCAGUGUCGGGCAGCAUGGGACUCGAUUGCUUGAGUUUAUUGAUCUUAAAACACACGUGACAAAGUAUUUUUUGGGGGGGAGAAAUGUCACGGACUGUUUGUCAGUUGUAAAUUAACGUUUUUUCCACCUUUCCCGUCCCAUUACAAGCUUUUGUUUAGAUUAAAACCGUUUGAAAUACAUGUGUUCAGUUCACCCCUAUGUUUAUUCUGCUUUUAUUAAAGUUUUUAAUGUUUUGAAAAUCUA
Molecule: messenger RNA, 1913 nt
Organism: Dicentrarchus labrax (European seabass)
Lineage: Eukaryota; Metazoa; Chordata; Actinopteri; Moronidae
Product: heterogeneous nuclear ribonucleoprotein A0-like
Exons: 2
Coding region: 307-1239 (310 amino acids)
Molecular function (GO): RNA binding
Source: RefSeq, a predicted model, not a curated record